GAGCAGUCAGUCAGUCUAGCGAGUUUCGAGGUGCUUUGAAAGAAAAGGGGUCGAGGGGGAUCCGUUUCCUCGCUUUCUUGAUCUCUGCGCCAUCGCUCCUCUUUUCAUCCUCAUCCCCUCAGGAAUCCAACACUUCCAGUCAUGAGCGAGCAGAACGACAACACCACCCCUCCCACCAACAAGCUCUCGGGAUUGAACCUGAACCCCAACGCUGGCAGCUUCAUCCCCCGCGUUGCAGCCAAGCCCUUCGUGCCCUCAUGGAUGCCCCAGCCCGCUGCUGCCGCCCCUCCCGCAGCACCCUCCUCCUCGGGUAUCGACUUCAACCGUCCUCCCCCCGCUGCUGUCUUGAACAAGAGCGCUGAGACCGCCCCUGCCCCUGCCCCUGAUUCCUCGGCAAUCGACUUCAAUCGUCCUCCCCCUGCAGCCGUCUUGAACAAGACCGUCGAAACCGCCCCUGCUCCCGCAGCUGCUCCUGCCCCCAAGCCCGCUUCGCCAGCACCCAAGGCCCCUGUCGCUGAGGCACCGAAGAAAAAGGCUGAGGCACCUAAGCCCGCCCCCGCCCCCGCCGCUGCUCCUGCACCCGUCGAGGAAGAAGAGGAUGUCGAUCAAGAGACAUUGGACGAGUUUUUCGGAAAGGAACACGUCAACGUUAUCUUUAUCGGACACGUCGAUGCCGGAAAGUCGACCAUGGGAGGCCGUAUCCUGGAGGCCACUGGAAUGAUCGACAAGAGAACUCUGGAAAAGUACGAGAAAGACGCCAAGGAGGUCGGAAGAGAUUCUUGGUGGUUGUCCUGGGCUUUGGAUACCAACGCUGAGGAGCGUGCCAAGGGUAAGACUGUCGAGUGCGGACGUGCUUAUUUCGAGACCGAUCUCCGCCGCUAUACCAUCUUGGACGCUCCUGGGCAUAAGACCUAUGUUCCCAGCAUGAUCGGAGGUGCCGCACAAGCAGACUGUGCUGUUUUGGUUAUCUCUGCUCGUAAGGGAGAGUUCGAGACUGGAUUCGAAAACGGUGGACAGACCCGUGAACACGCCCAGUUGGCCAAGAGCGGAGGAGUCAACAAGCUGGUGGUUGUGAUCAACAAGAUGGACGACCCUACCGUGAACUGGUCCAAGGAGAGAUACGAUGAGUGUGUUUCCAAACUGACACCCUUUUUGAAGGCGAACGGAUACAACAUGAAGACCGAUGUCGUGUUCAUGCCCGUUUCUGGAUUCACCGGAGCCAACAUCAAGAAGAGUCUCGACGCCAAGGAGUGCGACUGGUACAAGGGACCCUCGCUGUUGGAUUAUCUGGAUCAGCUCAAGAUGGCCGAGCGCAAGGUUGGAGCUCCUCUUCGCAUGCCCAUCAGUGAAAAAUACAAGGACAUGGGUACGGUCGUCGUCGGAAAGAUUGAGGCUGGGUCGAUCAAGAAGGGUGCUCAUCUUUUGAUGAUGCCCAACUCUGCCAAGGUCGAGGUCCAGGCCAUCUUCAACGAACUUGAGGAGGAGAUUCCAGCAGCGGCCGUUGGUGACAACAUUCGUCUGCGUCUCCGUGGUAUUGAAGAAGAAGAUAUCAUGAUCGGAUUCGUGCUCUGCAGCCCCAAAAACCCCAUUCAUGCUGUUUCGAGGUUCGAGGCUACUUUGGGAAUUUUGGACCACAAGAACAUUAUCUGUGCCGGCUACACGGCAGUAUUGCACAUCCAUAACGCGAUUGAAGAGAUCACACUAUCGGCGAUGCUUCAUUUGAUCGACAAGAAAACCGGUCGCAAGUCGAAGAGACCCCCACAGUUCUUGAAGAAGGGCCAGCAGGGUAUUGUGAUGAUUGAGACCGGAGGACCGCUUUGUGUCGAGACGUUUGCAGAUUCGCCUCGCAUGGGUCGCUUCACGCUCCGUGAUGAGGGCAAGACCAUCGCCAUCGGAAAGAUUACCAAGCUCCACUACGAUAACGAGAAAGCCUAAAUCAGCAUCAGCAUCAACAUCAGCAUCGUGUCGCCGAAUGCGGAUACCAUUAAAAUAAAUAAAGUAAGGCGAAGAACCCACAAAGGCAUAGAACGAAAUAUUUAUUUUAUG
Molecule: messenger RNA, 2046 nt
Organism: Gamsiella multidivaricata
Lineage: Eukaryota; Fungi; Mortierellomycota; Mortierellomycetes; Mortierellales; Mortierellaceae
Product: P-loop containing nucleoside triphosphate hydrolase protein
Exons: 4
Coding region: 142-1935 (597 amino acids)
Biological process (GO): translation; translational termination; nuclear-transcribed mRNA catabolic process, deadenylation-dependent decay
Cellular component (GO): translation release factor complex
Molecular function (GO): GTPase activity; translation release factor activity; GTP binding
Source: RefSeq, a predicted model, not a curated record